AUGGAGUGGGCUGAAACAACCUCUGAUGAUAGGCAGACAACGUGGACUUCUACUGGUAGAGCAGUGGGCCUGAUACGUAACGUUAGAUCUUCAAAUGAGGAGGAACUCAAACUCUCAAGACUGAUUCUUGACAGUGCGUUCGUCUGCUCUCAUGGCCAGUCCUCCCUUCUAAUACCUUUUGGUACCACCUAUGAAGCGCUCUUGGGGAAAGGUGCUUCAUGUCAGAAUUUUGUGUGA
Messenger RNA from Blastomyces dermatitidis ER-3, 237 nucleotides. RefSeq lists its product as uncharacterized. The coding region runs from base 1 to 237 and encodes 78 amino acids. NCBI's taxonomy places the organism in Eukaryota, Fungi, Ascomycota, Eurotiomycetes, Onygenales, Ajellomycetaceae. The transcript has 3 exons. The record is from RefSeq and is a predicted model, not a curated record.